Messenger RNA from Phytomonas sp. Hart1, 1890 nucleotides. Lineage: Eukaryota; Euglenozoa; Kinetoplastea; Trypanosomatida; Trypanosomatidae. The record is from the annotation of a GenBank genome assembly.
AUGUAUUACGAUGAAGUUUUACAACCGUUUGAGAAUGUUGGAAUCGCCCAAGGUGAUGCAGCUUCGCCGUUAACCAUAAUGGAUUUAUGCGAACGGCUCACAUACACAACCUUUUUAUGCGCCUUAAUGUCCUAUCACGGGGUCUUUUUAGAUCGAACCCGCUUUGACGCCUUUUUGACAAAUCUCGACGAGCAAAAAGAGGAAAUUUUUCAAACAGCGGAACUUUGUUGGUCUGAGCUGCGGCGUGGAAGGUCCUUGGCAGAGGAAAGUUCACUGCGAAUCGAAUUAGCGAGUUCAGUAUCGUCUCCAUCUCACUCGACUAUCUCACCUAUUAAGGACCUAACGAACAUCCCUCCCUUGGAUACCAUCAAUCCUCUCAAACUUCUGGAGUUGUUCUGCGAAGAGCUUCCACCUGCCGCCGCCGAAGAGGCCAUGCUAAAAACCAAAUCCGCCACCCUCGUGCGUUCCGACAGAACGGCAUGCGGGGCCUCAGUGAUUAUCUCGUCAGAUUCCAUCCUGGUUCUCACCUUCGCGCGAAGUCUCCUUGAAUGGCUGGAAAAGAAUACAGGUCCUGACAGUGAGCUGCGAACGCUCUCUUUUGCAAUUACUAAUAUCAUUUGCCUCUCCAAGUGCUGGUUAGCGCUUCACGAGCGCCAGAUGUUCCGGAAAAGCCUUUUAGAAAUGUUUAAUUUAAACGAAACCCCCGUGCGAGUCCAUGUGGCAUAUCUUGAGGGUACCCAAACUUCUAAUUCUAAAAAAGUGGAGAUCGCGUACUCAAUUCAUCCGCGAUGGGUACCGCACGGUUCCACAACUGGCCGUAUAUUUUCCGCAGCGCCGAAUGUGCAGACGAUCCCAAAAAAGCUUCCAAUCGCCAGAUUCUCUAUUCCAAGGCAUCCAACUAACUGUAAUAUUGACACUAAUAAGCACAAUCUUCUCCUUGAAUCAAAAGACGAUAACUUUAGCUUGCUCUUUAAAGGACAGCCUCGGUGGGGUUUACGCUGCUUAUACUGCGCGCCGCCAGGCUGCGUGCUUGUCUCGCUCGAUUUUAAUCAAAUCGAGCUACGGGUUCUUGCUCAUCUUAGCCAUGAUGCGACUUUGUUAAAUCAAUUGCAAAAUCGAUGCGAUGUUUUAGAAUUGAUCGCAAGGACUGUAUACGGUCUUUCCACUAAAGAAUCAGUUGAGGAAAUUCAGCGGCAAUCAAUGAAGAUUAUCGUUUAUGGUAUACUGUAUGGGAUGGGGACAAAUAGGAUGGAUCAUCAGCUGCGUAUAAUGCGGAGCGCCUUUUUAAAACACACACAAAGUUCUGCUGCGACUACGGAGGUGAAGAAUCUAAAAGAUAAGCUUACCGAACUCCUUCAAACGGAGGAAACGGAAGCUGCUGAAAAUCUAAGGAGUUUACCUAGCUUUCAAGAGCAUUUUGACGGCUCAAUCACCGCGUGCGAGCUCAUUCAAGCUUUUUACAAGUCCUAUCCAAGGGUUCGUCAUUAUCUUCUUCAUACUCUACAACAAGCAGCACAGAAUAAAUCGCUAUCGACUCUCUCCGGUGUGCUGCCAAUCUUUGAUCAGCCAAAUCCCACCAGACAACGGCAGGUGAACGCCGCCUUCGCUAUUCAAGGCGGGGCCUCAGAUCUUUUGCAGGCCUCCAUGCGAGCUAUUCAUCAACAGCGUCAUGAAUUAAUCCCUUUUCUUCCAGUUUCCCCCAUUGCAUUGCUUAUAUCGGUUUAUGAUCAAUUAAUAUACGCAGUUCCGAGUGGAGCAAUUUCGAUCGUCGCGCCUCGUCUUAAACGGAUUAUGAUAGAACAAGGGGAAGCUCUAGGGCUUACCGUUCCAUUGGAUGUUUCUGUAAAAGUAGGUCCAAACCUCGGAGAGUUAGAGAAAACGGAGUAUUAG